This is a messenger RNA of Oxyura jamaicensis (ruddy duck), 1719 nucleotides long. It is a transcript of the gene METTL9, whose product is annotated as methyltransferase like 9. Gene Ontology annotation, molecular function: protein-L-histidine N-pros-methyltransferase activity. The record is from RefSeq and is a predicted model, not a curated record. The transcript has 5 exons. The coding region runs from base 219 to 1184 and encodes 321 amino acids. NCBI's taxonomy places the organism in Eukaryota, Metazoa, Chordata, Aves, Anseriformes, Anatidae.
GCGAUUGGCCGGAGCGAGGGAGGGAGCGGGGCCGCGCCGGGCCCCGGCGUGUCGCAGCCAAAGCGUCCCGGCCGGCCCCCGCCGCCCCCGCGCAGCGCGUUCCGCCCGCAGCGGGGAGCCGAGCUCGGCGGGCCGCGGGCUGCCGCCGCCGCUGCCAUGCGGAGGGGAGGCGGCGGCAGCAGCGGGAGGGGGUGACUCCUCGGCCUUGCCCCCCCUCCAUGAGACUGUGGCUGGCCUGGCUGUGCUGCUACACCCUGUUCCUGUGGGCGCUGAGGAGGACGAUGUGGUCUGGCCCUGCCAGGUACCUGAGGAGCCCUUUAUCCAGGUCCCUGUACGCCAACGUGAUGGGCAGCCACGGGCAGCCUGCCCCGGGCGCCAGGGAGAGCCACCAGUGGUAUGUCUGCAACACAGAACAGUUGUCUGAAUCCCUUCAGCCUAUUUUUGUCCAGAGUUACCUUGACCAAGGAACACAGAUCUUCUUAAACAACAGCAUUGAAAAAUCAGGCUGGCUGUUUAUCCAGCUCUAUCACUCUUUUGUGUCCUCAAUUUUUAGCCUCUUUAUGUCUAGAACAUCUAUCAAUGGGCUGCUGGGAAGGGGCUCAAUGUUUGUGUUUUCCCCAGAACAAUUUCAAAGACUGCUUAAAAUAAAUCCAGAAUGGAAAUCCCACAGACUUCUCGAUUUAGGGGCUGGGGAUGGAGAGGUUACUAAAAUCAUGAGUCCUCACUUUGAAGAAAUCUAUGCCACAGAGUUGUCUGAAACUAUGAUAUGGCAGCUUCAGAAGAAGAAAUACAGGGUGCUUGGUAUAAACGAAUGGCAGAACACAGGAUUUCAGUAUGAUGUUAUCAGCUGUUUGAAUUUGCUGGAUCGUUGUGAUCAGCCACUGACUGUAUUAAAAGAUAUUAGGAGUGUACUGGAGCCAACUAGAGGCAGAGUCAUUCUAGCAUUAGUUCUGCCAUUUCACCCGUAUGUGGAAAAUGUAGGUGGCAAGUGGGAAAAGCCCUCAGAAGUUUUGGAAAUCAAAGGGCAUACUUGGGAAGAACAGGUUAAUAGCCUGCCAGAAGUUUUCAGUAAAGCUGGUUUUGCCAUAGAGGCUUUCACCAGACUGCCAUACCUAUGUGAAGGUGAUAUGUAUAAUGACUACUAUGUACUAGAUGAUGCUGUCUUUGUCCUGAAGCCAGUGUAAGUGUAUAUGAAGUAAAUCUCCAGAAUCAGUCCCAAGAAGCAGCCUCUGAAAGAGAGUUUUGAUUUAUGGUUACGUAAAGGGAGGGAAUUUGGGGGUAUUGCUGUGCUAAAUAAAUGCCAUGUAAGAAUUUUAAAGGCCAAAAUACUAAUGUAUUUCUUUGUAGUAUUUAGGGAAAAAAAAAAAAAAAAGGUUUUGUUUUAUUAAACAGAUUCUUCAGUUGAGAAUCUUUUUUUUUUUUUUUAACCAGCUCUUAAACCAACAAUGUAUUCUGCAGUCUAGCAGUAAUGGGGGAUACUUUUUUUUACACUUACCUGCAACAGGGAUCAGAUCCAAACAAAAGCAAUAGUCCUGAUAAUGAGGAAACUGAUACAAUGUGAAUUGUUAAAUCAACUGAAAUCUGGCAAUAAUGUUAUCCAUUCAGUUCAAACCUUGUUGAUUAUAAACUGUUGAAAUGGAUAUUCUUCCAUGCUAAGUUACUUUCUCUUACUGUCAUUCUUCAUGUUUUUAUUCAUGCUAAUAAACUUUUUUGAGAUGA